AUGGCUGCUCAAGUUGCAAAUGGCGGUACCGGUGGCGGUAACACUGCCUUCAAGGACAAGGAGAAGCCCAGAGCUGUUCGUAGCGCCAACAUCAUUGCCGCAAGAGCUGUGGCAGAUGCGAUCCGAACUUCUUUGGGACCAAAGGGCAUGGACAAGAUGAUCCAAACCGCCAGAGGCCAGACUAUCAUCACAAACGACGGAGCCACCAUGUUGAACCAGAUGAGCGUUAUGCACCCCUCCGCGAAGAUGCUCGUCGACCUCGCACACGCCCAAGACAUUGAAGCUGGAGACGGCACAACAUCGGUUGUAGUCAUUGCGGGAAGCCUGUUGGGCGCCGCUGAGCGGUUAUUGGGCAAGGGCAUCCACCCCACAGUCAUAUCAGAGGCUUUCCAGCGCGCCGCGCAAGAGGCGAUAUCCAUAUUGACCGAGAUGGCCAUCCCUAUCUCGCUCACGGACAGGCAGACCCUCCUCAAGACCGCCACGACGGCACUCUCCUCCAAGAUCGUCGCUCAGGAGCCCAAGCUUCCUAUCAUGGCUGUAGACUCGGUGCUCAAGGUCAUCGAUCCAAAGACCGCAGACAACGUAGACUUGAAGAACAUUCGGAUGAUUAAGAAGUCGGGCGGUACCAUCGAAGACAGCGAGAUGAUCGACGGACUGGUACUCAACCAGCCAGUAGUCAAGAGCGCUGGUGGUCCCACAUUGAAAGAGAAGGCACGGAUAGGUCUCAUCCAGUUCCAGUUGAGCCCUCCCAAACCAGACAUGGAGAACCAGAUUGUCGUCAACGACUACAGGCAAAUGGACAAGAUCCUCAAGGAGGAGCGAACAUAUCUGCUGAACAUGGUUAAGAAGAUCCAGAAAGCCAAGUGCAACGUUCUCUUCAUCCAAAAAUCCAUUCUCCGAGACGCUGUGAACGACCUCAGUCUGCACUUCUUGUCGAAGCUGAAAAUCCUGGUCAUCAAGGACAUCGAUCGUGACGAAAUCGAGUUUAUCUGCAAGAGUACUGGCUGCAAGCCUAUUGCCGAUAUCGACUCAUUCACUGAAGACAAGCUCGGUUCGGCAGACCUUGUCGAGGAAGUACAGGCGUCAGGCGCGCGAUACGUCAAAGUUUCGGGUGUCAAGGCAGCAGCCAACACUGUCUCCAUCGUCUGCCGAGGUGCCAACAAUCUCAUCCUGGACGAGACUGAGCGAUCUCUACACGAUGCUCACUGCGCCAUUCGCUCAUUAGUCAAGAAGAAGGCGCUACUUGCUGGUGGUGGUGCCCCAGAAAUCGAGAUUGCGCAUCAGUUGUCUCUCAAGGCGCGUGAGCUCUCUGGUACUGAGUCUAUCUGCUGGAAAGCUUUCGCCGACGCCAUGGAGGUUAUCCCAACAACGCUAGCGGAAAACGCGGGUCUGAACAGCAUCAAGGUUGUCACCGAGCUAAGGCAUAGGCACGCACAGGAGCAGAAGAAUGCAGGUAUCAGCAUUAAGAGCGGGGGUGUCAAGAACGAUAUCAGCGAGGAGAACGUACUACAGCCACUGUUGGUCAGCACCAGCGCCAUCGAGCUUGCCGCCGAGACAGUCAAGAUGAUUCUGCGAAUCGACGACAUCGCCUUGUCGAGGUAA
Alternaria atra is the source of this 1602-nucleotide messenger RNA. RefSeq lists its product as uncharacterized. Gene Ontology annotation, biological process: protein folding. The coding region runs from base 1 to 1602 and encodes 533 amino acids. Gene Ontology annotation, molecular function: ATP hydrolysis activity; ATP binding; ATP-dependent protein folding chaperone. Lineage: Eukaryota; Fungi; Ascomycota; Dothideomycetes; Pleosporales; Pleosporaceae. Gene Ontology annotation, cellular component: chaperonin-containing T-complex. The transcript is spliced from 6 exons. The record is from RefSeq and is a predicted model, not a curated record.